Molecule: messenger RNA, 3724 nt
Organism: Chrysemys picta bellii (western painted turtle)
Lineage: Eukaryota; Metazoa; Chordata; Testudines; Emydidae
Source: RefSeq, a predicted model, not a curated record
GAGCCCUCUACAGGGACGUCAUGCAGGAGAACUACGAGACGGUGACCUCGCUGGGAUUUCCCAUUCCCAAACCUGAGCUGAUCGCACAGCUGGAACGAGGGGAAGAGCCGUGGGUGCCUGAUCUCCAGGUCUGCGAGGAAACAGAGGUCCUGAGAUGCACCCGCACAGCAGGUGCUGAGAGAGUCAGUGAUAAGGGGAAUCAUCAUGAGGAAGUUCCUGGGGAAGUGGAACCACAGCGCACAUUUGUGGGAAGAGCUGAAGGGAAUGUUUCCCAGUGCUGGGAACAGGGAGAAGCCUGGGGAAAUUGGCACAAGUCAGAGAGGCUGAUGGGAAACCAGCCAGGGAAGAAAGUGGAUGAAUCUAUUAACUGUGGGGGAGGAGACAAGGAUCCCACAGCUCAGCGGACAAAUCCCAAGGAAGAGAAACCCUACCACUGCCUCCAGUGUGGGAAAGGAUUCAUUGCGAGACCACACCGUGUUACGAAUCAGACAAUCCAUACUGGAGAGAAACCCCUUCAAUGCUUGGCCCCUGGGAAAAUCUUCAAUAUCUGCUCAGACUUUAAUAACCAUGGAAAAAGCCACAUGGGAGAGAAAUCCUAUCAAUGCCUUGAGUGUGGGAAUUGUUUGAAUUGGAAUUCAGCACUAAUUACACAACAGAUAAACCACACAGGAGAGAGAUCCCAUAAGUGCUUAGAGUGUGGAAAAAGUUUCACACAGCGAUCAUAUCUUGUAACACAUCAGAGGAGGCACACAGGAGAGAGACCCUAUAAGUGCUUGGACUGUGGGAAAAGUUUCAUAUGGAGGUCAGACCUUGUUAAACAUCAGGCAAUCCACACAGGAGAGAGACCCCAUAAGUGCUUAGACUGUGGGAAAAGUUACACACGGAGAUCAGACCUUGUUAGACAUCAGGCAUUGCACACAGGAGAUAGACCUUAUAAAUGCUUGGCAUGUGGGAAAAGCUUCGUACGGAGGUCAAUCCUUGUUAGACAUCAGGCAAUCCACACAGGAGAGCAAUCCCAUGAAUGUGUGGACUAUGGGAAAUGUUUCAUACAGAGGUCAGACCUUCUUAAACAUCAGGAUUUCCACAUAGGAGAGAGACCCCAUAAGUGCUUGGACUGUGGAAAGAGUUUCACACAGCGACCAUAUCUUAUAACACAUCAGAGGAGGCACACAGGAGAGAGACCCUAUAAGUGCUUGGACUGUGGGAAAAGUUUCAUAUGGAGGUCAGACCUUGUUAAACAUCAGGCAAUCCACACAGGAGAGAGACCCCAUAAGUGCUUAGACUGUGGGAAAAGUUACACACGGAGGUCAGACCUUGUUAAACAUCAGGCAAUCCACAUAGGAGACAGACCCCACAAGUGCUUGGACUGUGGGAAAAGUUUCAGAAACACAUCAGCCCUUGUUAAACAUCAGGCAUUCCACACAGGAGAGAGACCCCAUAAGUGCUUAGACUGUGGGAAAAGUUACAUACGGCGGUCAGACCUUGUUAGACAUCAGGCAAUCCACACAGGAGAUAGACCCCAUAAGUGCUUAGAUUGUGGAAAGAGUUUCACACAGCGAUCAUAUCUUGUAACACAUCAGAGGAUUCACACAGGAGAGAGACCCCAUAAGUGCUUGGACUGUGGGAAAAGUUUCAGAAACAUAUCAGCCCUUGUUAAACAUCAGGCAAUCCACACAGGAGAGAGACUCCAUAAAUGCUUGGACUGUGGAAAGAGUUUCACACAGCGAUCGUAUCUUGUGACACAUCAGAGGAUCCACACAGGAGGCAGACCCCAUAAGUGCUUGGACUGUGGGAAAAGUUUCAGAAACACAUCAGCACUUGUUAAACAUCAGGCAAUCCACACAGGAGAGAGACCCCAUAAAUGCUUGUACUGUGGAAAGCGUUUCACACAGCGAUCAUACCUCGUAACACAUCAGAGGAUCCACACAGCAGAGAGACCCCAUAAGUGCUUGGACUGUGGGAAAAGUUUCAUAUGGAGGUCAGAGCUUGUUAAACAUCAGGCAAUCCACACAGGAGAGAGCCCCCAUAAAUGUUCUGACUGUGGGAAAAGUUACACACGGAGGUCAGACCUUGUUAGACAUCACGCAAUCCACACAGGGGAUAGACCCCAUAAGUGCUUAGACUGUGGAAAAAGCUUCAUACGGAGGUCAAUUCUUGUUAGACAUCAGGCAAUCCACACAGGAGAGAAAUCCUAUAAAUGUGUGGACUAUGGGAAAUGUUUCAUACAGAGGUCAGACCUUGUUAAACAUCAGGAUUUCCACAUAGGAGACAUAUCCAACAAGUGCUUGGAUUGUGGAAAAAGUUUCACACAGCGAUCAUAUCUUAUAACACAUCAGAGGAGGCACACAGGAGAGAGACCCCAUAAGUGCUUGGACUGUGGGAAAAGUUUCAUAUGGAGGUCAGACCUUGUUAAACAUCAGGCAAUCCACACAGGAGAGAGACCCCAUAAGUGCUUAGACUGUGGGAAAAGUUACACACGUAGGUCAGACCUUUUUAGACAUCAGGCAAUCCACAGAGGAGAGAAAUCCCAUAAAUAUGUGGACUAAGGAAAAUGUUUCAUACAGAGGUCAAAUUUUGUUAAACAUCAGCUAAUCCACACAGGAGAGAGACCCCAUAAAUGCUUGAACUGUGGAAAGAGUUUCACACAGUGAUCAUAUCUUAUAACACAUCAGAGAAUCCACACAGGGGAGAGACCCAUAAGUGCUUGGACUGUGGGAAAAGUUUCAUAUGGAGGUCAGAUCUUGUUAGACAUCAGGCAAUCCACACAGGAGAUAGACCCCCAUAAGUGUUUAGACUGUGGGGAAAGUUUCAGAAACACAUCAGCCGUUGUUAAACAUCAGGCAAUUCACACAGGAGAGAGACCCCAUAAAUGCUUGGACUGUAGGAAAAGUUACACACAGAGAUCGCACCUCAUUAAACAUGGGAGAAUCCACACAGGAUCUGAAGUUCUGUUACACAGGGACAGGAGUGUUGAAAAACUUGCCGGGUAAUUGACCCGUAUGUAACCAUUAGAGACAUGUUACAUAAAUUUGUAAAUGGUAAUUAGGGCCAAUCCAUACGAGAUAAGAUAGUGGUUUGAGAUGUAAACUUGUAUUGUUAAAUACUUGGAUGAAGAGGGUAGCUGAAGUAGUCUGUGAUUACCUUUAUCUUGUUAGAGGUUAACAAUGUAACCAAACAGUUCCUGUCCAGGGCUGUAUUCUGUUAAUUCAAAGAUCAAAAGAAAAUAUUAACAUUUAGAUAAAACUUGGGUAUAAUAAUGUCACUGUCUGUAUGUCUGUGUAAAGUUUGUGGUAAACUAUUAACUGCAUUAUGGAUAAUUACCUUAUGUUAAUGCAGAUAAUUGAUUACCAGUGAUGUUAGGAAAUAGAAGCUUACUUCAAAUUUUCACCACAGGACUGCAUGAUGUGGAGAUGGUGCAAAAAUCUGUAUUAGAACUCCUGGGACCUGAUUCUUUUAUCUCCAAUCUUCUUAAGCUUAAUUUGGGGAGAGUUUGAGUCGUAAAAUCUGAGAUCUCCAGUCCCAGCUGGACCUGCCUUGUAUCGACCAUUUGGACAUUGGACUAUAACCUGAUGAAAUGAUUUUAAAAAGGACUCUUCGCAAUUCUAAAGCACCAUCUCGACAGUGAACCUGACGUAAGGACUCCAUUCAUCUUUUGAUGUGUAAUGAUCUUUUAGCCAAUCAUCUCUUUUCUCCUUUUAAUAAAUCUUAGGUGAAUUGAUAAGAA